AUGGCUGCAGGGGGAGAAAGUCGCAGCGAUAACCAAGAACCAGGAUACCCAGGACAGCCCAAAGUAGGACUGGAAAACAGCUUUACUGAAAACACUGAGUAUCGGCACAGACCGACCCCAGGAGGCCCGUUAUCCCCGCGCGAAGCUGGGCCGCAGCAGCCGACUGGAACCGCAGCCCCCGGGCGAGCCGCCGGAGGAAGGAGGCGCCAGGGCUGCGGUGCAACUCGACGUCCAGCCGCGGUUCCAGCAGCUCCACGCGCGCUCGCUGCACGCCUCGCCAGCCGCCUGCGGGCACGCGACGUGUCGGAGGCCGCACCGCUUCUGCCCCGGCACGGCGGUGCCGCAUACGUGCGGGGCUCGCGCCCCCCUCCCCCGCAGCGCCGGGCCCGGCAACGGGCGCCGACGGGCGCCGGGUUUCCCCUGCCCCCGGCCGUGAAACCCCUCGGGGCAGCGCGCGCCUCACCUGGCGCCUCCGUUGCGGGCCGCGCGCCGCCGGCACAGUUUCCACAGCGACCGCCGCGGCGGGGAGUUCCGGGCGGCACCGCCCACGCGCAGCCGUGCUUCGAACCCGCCAAUCGCCGCGCGCCCCCGCGCGUCCCCGAGGCGGGGCGGACGGCGGCACCAGGCUCUACGCGCACGCGCGGAGGCCGCCCGCGGCGGAAAGUCGCAUCUUUCACAGCGGCCAAUGGGAGCCGCUGGCGGGCGCAGGUGCCGCCAGAUGGGCGGCGAGCCCGGCGGGUAUGCACGAGGCCGGGGAAAGGCGCGGGGCGGCGCCUCUCGGUUGUGAGGUUACGUCCUCCUGCCUCCGCUGCCGGCAGCACCGCACCCACACCAUCUCGGCCCAGCCGCCAGCCCGAAUCCACGGCACAGCUCCGAAACAGCCACAUCGGCCUAAGAAAGCAGAGGAACGAUGCCAUUCAUUCGGCCCACAGAGGUGAGCAGGCAGUAAAGAAGCACAGAGCAGCGUGGAUGGAAACCCAAAUGAGCUGCUCGAUUCCAAAUGAGUUACACUGUGUCACAGACACGACUGAUGCAGAACAAGAUGACCUACCUUGUGAUGGAGAUGGGGGAAUAGCCCGUGAACACCAUGGCAAGUCAGACCAAUUGAAUGACUGCACUUACAUCCCUGAUGCUUUGAACUUACCCCUUUCUGAAGAUAACAGAAAUGCAUCAAAUUAUGAGAUUUAUGUACAACCUGAAGGUGUAUUUAACUAUGCUAAAGGAACCAUAGGAACAAGUGGAAUUUCAGCUGGAAUACCUGGAAGUGAACUGUCCUUUAAAAAGGACAGCUGGUGUGGUCAACCAGAUGGCAGAGACCCCCCGAGUCACUCCAGUAUGUCCCAUGUCCUUCUGCGCCAUUUCCCUACAGGAGAGUUAACGAGCAAAUGGCAGUUGAUUGAACAUGAGACUAUACCAGAAACAUCCCUGACUGAAAGCAUUGACGAAACCACAAACAAGCACACAGCUUGUGAAUGCGUCCAAGGCCCUUCAACAGGUGAACAACAGGCAACCAAGUUUGAAGAGCACCACUUAGAAAAGCUGAAAGCAGUGAGUACUGAAGGGAAAAUUCAGGAUUUGCUAAAUAAAAACACAUUUGUUUCAAAAACCUCUACUUCUACUCUUGCUAAGCAUGGGUGCAGACAAGAAGACUUUCUGUUGAUUAAUGAGUAUGAAGAUGCAUGUAUCUUUCAAAACACAGAGCAGACAUACGUGUUUAAGAAAUCAGUUCCAUCUCAUGAGCUCAUAGCAGGCCAAGGUGAAGCUCAGAAGUGUCAGGAAGACAGUAAUGAAGUCACUUCAGAAAUGAAAGUACCAAAAAUGAGUGAAAAUAAUAAAUCCAUUCCCACCAUUAAAAGAACAACAUCCUUCCCUACAUUGCUAAGUAAAUCAGUAACCAUUAACAGCAUUCUAGAAAAUCAGAAAUGUUUUGAUUCCAUUGAAGUCACAAAUCAGGAAGGAACAAGCAUUCCAGAAUCGUCCCAACAACAAAAGGUACCACCUCAGUCAGGUUUUCCAAAUGCAGGAUUUGCCAUUUACUCAGGAGACGUUGGAACAGCCCCUGAAGCCUCUACAGCAGACACUUCUGUCCUACAGCCUUCACAUGGUUUGUCUGAACCAAGAUUGCCAUGUGGGAAAACAGCAUCUGCAUUUCCAACAACUCACACAGUAGAACUGUGCAGUCUAAAUGCUUCUAAUUCACUGCCCAAAAUAACCCAAGGAGAGAUGAUGUCUCAAAUACUAAAGGAACAGACAGAUCAACUAAAAAUUAAAGUGGAAGACUUCUCUAAACACGUGACCAAGGAGACAUUCCUCUUACAAGAUGAUUAUCUGGCAUUAAAUCAACUGAAAAGAUACCUUGAAGCCUUGGAAAGGAAUUAUUUAACUGCUAGAGAGGAGCACCGUAACUUACAGCUGCAGUACUACAAGGACAAGUCUGUCAACAUUGGAGAAUUUGACCCCAAAAGAAAGGUAGAAGGAGAAAUAUUUAGACUUGGCACGAUGCUUGAAGACAUCAAAGAACUAGCAGAUGACAGCAGGCACAGAUGGGCUCCUUCACCCAGUUCCUGUGGAUCUGCCCAUUCAUCAUAUUCUCUUUGGGAGAGCUCAGUACUUUCAAGUAUUGCUGAUUCCCCUGAAGAAAAUACAUUUCUUAGCAAGAACAAUGAAGGAGAAAAUACAAGCCAGACAAGUUCCGUAACUCCACAGAGAAAUGCCCACUUCUCUUUGCAGUGUGACAGAUGCAAUCUUCGUAUUCACACGUUACAGAAGAGAGCCGAAUCAACUUAUGGGAAAGAAAUGGAUCCUCUGGGAAAAAGUUGUCUGCUAGCAAGCAAGUAUUCUUCAAAUGAAAUGAGAUUCUUUUCACCUGAAGGAAAAUAUGAGGCGGAAGGUCUUGGAUUCCAUACUCAGGGUACAUUCAGUCAGAAAGAUAGUGCCAGUGAAGAGAGUAUGAAAGGAAAUAACAUAAUGGAAAGGAAAACUGGAACACAUACAAUCUUCAUUCUAAGAAAACCGACCGAUUUAUCAGAUAAAAAUCUGAACAAUGAUUCAGAAGCCAUCUCAGCCUACCAUUCUUAUGGUUCACAAAGCGAUGAAUUUAUGAAAUGUCAAAGUCACCAAAUACUCCAUGCAAAGCUGCAUAGAGAGAGAAAAGGAUUUAAAUGCAGAUGCUCCAGAGAAAGCCAAAAUCCAUUUAAACUCAGGAACUACAAGGAAUCUGUUCAGUCUUGCACUCCACGUAGAAAUAAAAACUCUGGUUCAACUUCUUAUUCGCAGAAGAGAAUCCCCAGUCAAAAGGCUCAAACAAAUCAACAGCCACCUGAACCUGUCAGCAGGCUUUAUGAAAGGAAGAAGCCUGCCCGAAACACAUCCGCGAUCAUCAGAAACAGAACUGCCAAGGACUUCAACAUAAACAUUUUAAAUUCUACUCUGGAUCAUGCAAUACAGACAGCAAACAGUUUGAAGAAAGCUACAGAAAAAAUGGUGCAAGCAAUUUCUGAAGAUCUAGCUAAAGCUAGAAGAAAACAGCUUUAA
Lagopus leucura (white-tailed ptarmigan) is the source of this 3534-nucleotide messenger RNA. It is a transcript of the gene AKNAD1, whose product is annotated as AKNA domain containing 1. Lineage: Eukaryota; Metazoa; Chordata; Aves; Galliformes; Phasianidae. The record is from RefSeq and is a predicted model, not a curated record.